GGCGCCCGUGCUGCUGAGCCCGCUCAGCGAGACGCUGUGGCGCGACAGGGCGGCGGCGGCGGCGGGCGGGGUCCUCGUCGGGGACGUGUCGGCGCGCCUGGCGUGGCGCGACCUCACCGUGACCGUCGCGCUCGGCACCGGCGACACGCAGGCCGUGCUGCAGGGCCUCACGGGGCACGCCGAGCCCGGCACCAUCACCGCGCUCAUGGGCCCGUCCGGCUCCGGCAAGUCCACGCUGCUCGACGCGCUCGCGGGCCGCCUCGCCGCCAACGCCUUCCUCUCCGGGACCGUCCUCCUCAACGGGCGCAAGGCCAACCUCUCCUUCGGCGCCGCGGCCUACGUGACGCAAGACGACAACCUGAUCGGCACGCUGACGGUGAGGGAGACGAUCUCGUACUCGGCGCGACUCCGGCUCCCCGACAAGAUGCCGAGGGAGGAGAAGCAGGCUCUGGUGGAGGGCACCAUCGUGGAGAUGGGGCUGCAGGACUGCGCCGACACCGUCGUCGGCAACUGGCACCUGAGGGGGAUCAGCGGCGGCGAGAAGCGGAGGGUCAGCAUCGCCCUGGAAAUACUCAUGCGGCCCAGGCUGCUGUUCCUGGACGAGCCUACCAGUGGCCUUGACAGUGCUUCGGCGUUCUUCGUGACGCAGACGCUGCGAGGGCUGGCAAGGGACGGCCGGACCGUCAUAGCGUCGGUGCACCAGCCGAGCAGCGAGGUUUUCUUGCUGUUCGACUGCCUCUACCUUCUGUCAGGGGGCAGGACAGUCUACUUCGGGAAGGCAUCGGAGGCCUGCGAGUUCUUCGCCCAGGCUGGCUUCCCGUGCCCGCCGAUGCGCAACCCGUCGGACCAUUUCCUCCGGUGCAUAAACUCGGAUUUCGACAAGGUGAAGGCCACUCUCAAAGGGUCGAUGAAGGCGAGGUUCGAAAGGUCCAACGACGACGACCCGCUGGAGAAGAUGACGACGUCGGAAGCGAUGAGGAGGCUCACCAGCUACUACCAGCACUCGCAGUGCCACAUCAACGCGCAGCAGAAAGUGGACGAGAUGGCCCGGCUCAAAGGAACGGUGCUGGAUCCAGGAGGAGGGAGCCAGGCCAGCUUCCUGAUGCAGGCGUUCACGCUCACGAAGCGCUCGUUCGUCAACAUGUCCAGGGACUUCGGCUACUACUGGCUCAGGCUCAUCAUCUACAUCGUCGUCACGCUUUGCAUCGGGACUAUAUACCUCAACGUUGGGACCGGAUACAGCUCUAUCCUGGCCCGGGGCGCGUGUGCUUCGUUCAUCUUCGGCUUCGUCACGUUCAUGUCCAUCGGAGGGUUUCCGUCUUUCGUGGAGGACAUGAAGGUGUUCCAGAGGGAGAGGCUGAACGGGCACUACGGCGUGCUGGCGUUCGUCGUCAGCAACACGGUCUCGGCGAUGCCGUUCCUGGUCCUCAUCACCUUCGUGUCGGGCACGCUGUGCUACUUCAUGGUGCGCCUGCACCCGGGCUUCACGCACUACCUCUUCUUCGUGCUGGCGCUCUACGCCAGCGUCACCGUCGUCGAGAGCCUCAUGAUGGCCAUCGCCAGCGUCAUCCCCAACUUCCUCAUGGGCAUCAUAAUCGGCGCAGGGAUCCAGGGGAUCUUCAUGCUGGUGUCGGGUUACUUCAGGCUUCCGCACGACAUCCCCAAGCCCUUCUGGAGGUACCCCAUGUCAUACAUCAGCUUCCACUACUGGGCGCUGCAGGGGCAGUACCAGAACGACCUCAGGGGCCUGCUGUUCGACAACCAGGACGACGAGCUGCCCAGGAUCCCGGGGGAGUUCAUCCUGGAGACCGUGUUCCAGAUCGACGUCGCCCGCUCCAAGUGGCUGGACCUGGCCGUGCUCUUCAGCAUGAUCGUCAUCUACCGCCUGCUCUUCUUCCUCAUGAUCAAGGCCAGCGAGGACGUCACCCCCUGGCUGCGCCGCUACGUCGCGCGGCGCCGGGUGCGGAACCGUCGCCACCGCAAGCCGGACCUGCCCGCCCGGACGCCGUCGCUCCGCGGGUACGUCGUCGACGCGGCCAGCCUGCCGGACGACCACCCGUGACGAAAGAGCGCGAGAGAAAACGUACGGGCAGGGAUGUCAUUUCAUAUCAUAUCACACAGAGGCUAAACCGGAUCGAGCUGAUAAUAACACACUCACUCACUAGUACUGCAAUAAUAUGAUGUUAAGUUGGUAUAGCAACCGCUUAAGUGCCCGUUCGGUUCUUCCUGAAUGCUUUACUGGAUUGGUUCCGGAUUGGAAUAGUUCACAAAUUUGUAUUAGCUCGAUGAGUUGGAAUGAUUCCGGCCUUCAAUCUGGACUAAACGAACAGAGCUGUAAUGGAGUGUUGCUUGAUGCACUGCUAAGAUGUACACGUAUAUGAAGAGCAUGUGACCAUCAGUUCUA
Messenger RNA from Zea mays, 2404 nucleotides. RefSeq names its product ATP-binding cassette sub-family G member 2. Gene Ontology annotation, cellular component: membrane. NCBI's taxonomy places the organism in Eukaryota, Viridiplantae, Streptophyta, Magnoliopsida, Poales, Poaceae. Gene Ontology annotation, molecular function: ATP hydrolysis activity; ATP binding; ABC-type transporter activity. The transcript is spliced from 9 exons. The coding region runs from base 206 to 2062 and encodes 618 amino acids. The record is from RefSeq and is marked validated.